Salvia hispanica is the source of this 897-nucleotide messenger RNA. Its product is annotated as putative germin-like protein 2-1. Lineage: Eukaryota; Viridiplantae; Streptophyta; Magnoliopsida; Lamiales; Lamiaceae. The record is from RefSeq and is a predicted model, not a curated record. Gene Ontology annotation, molecular function: manganese ion binding.
AAGAAUGGCAAUAUCAAUGCUAUUAAUCCUAAUUCUUACAACAAUCACUAGCACUAAUUAUCUAACCCUAGCCUAUGAAUCAAGCCCUCUUCAAGAUUUUUGUGUUGCCGAUUUCAAAAGUCCAGUGAGGGUGAACGGCUUCACUUGCCUAGAUCCUAAACAAGUGAAGGCCGACCACUUCCAUUUCCGGGGCCUACACAUCCCUGGAAACACCUCAAAUCCCAUGGGAUCCUUCAUAAACCGGCCCACAGUCUUCGAGAUCCCCGGGCUCAACACUCUCGGUAUCUCCACCGUGCGUGUGGACUACGCGCCCCGAGGGGUGGUCCCGCCCCACCGCCACCCCCGCGCCUCUGAGGUACUGACGGUGCUUGAGGGCACCGUGCUCGUGGGAUUUGUUACGUCGGACCCCGAGAACAAGCUAAUCUCGAAAGUGCUGCAGAAGGGCGAUGUUUUCGCGUUUCCAUUUGGAUUGAUUCAUUUUCAACAGAAUGUUGGGGAAAACGACGCUGUUACGAUUGCGUUUUUGAGCAGCCAAAACCCCGGCGUGAUCGCCAUCGCAAACUCCGUAUUCGGCUCUGAUCCAUCGAUCGAUGUUGAUGUGUUAGCCAAAGCUUUCCAAGUCGACCAUGCCAUUGUUGAUAAGCUGCAAGCUCCUUAUAAAUUAUAAAUGUAUUUUUUGUCUUUAGAGUGAUUUCCUUAUUUUUUUAUAUUUUUUUUAAUUACCAAGGGUAUCCAUCUGCGGGCCCAAUUGUUUUGCACUGUUUCUGUACUUUUACUUUGCUCGCCAAUUUUUGGCUUCGAGCAUUUUUGUUGUAAAAUAAGUGGGAAAAAAUAAGUGUAUGGAUUAUAAAAAUAGUGGAAGGGUUAUGUAAAUAAAGAAAAAUAAAUGUAUAUUAC